AUGCUGGGACCGUCGAGACAGCCGCGCAAGCCAGGGCUGGAGCUCCUGGAGCUUCUGAAGCCUGCGGAGGCUGCGUCGGGGGAUGCCUCUGGACCUGCCUCUCGCCCCGCGGAUGCCGCCGCGGAGGGGGCCUCGCGGCCCUCGCCGGCCCAGGCGGGGGAUGCCGAAGUCGGCUGCUGCCCCUCCUGGCUCGCGGGCGGGAGUAGCCCCCUGAGGGAGCCGUUCCUUGGCUCCUCGUGCCCGGGCGGCGAGGAGGCGGAGGAGGACCGGACCACGAGAUCGGGGUUGGCUCCACCGUGA
This is a messenger RNA of Prorocentrum cordatum, 300 nucleotides long. The record is from the annotation of a GenBank genome assembly. NCBI's taxonomy places the organism in Eukaryota, Dinophyceae, Prorocentrales, Prorocentraceae.